This is a messenger RNA of Stylonychia lemnae, 1602 nucleotides long. NCBI's taxonomy places the organism in Eukaryota, Ciliophora, Spirotrichea, Sporadotrichida, Oxytrichidae. The record is from the annotation of a GenBank genome assembly.
AUGGAAAAUUAAAAGCAAUCUCACUCAACAAACUAACAAUAGCAACCAAUAAAGCAUUAGCAUCAGUCAUAACAUCAAAGGAUAGUAUAGUUGCUGGAACCACCUUAGCCAUUACAUCAAAGUGAAUUUGAUUAUUAUCCUCAUGAUGUUAACUAAAACUUUCAAAAAGUCUACUCAAAAAUAUACGAAUCUUUUAUCAAACUUCAUAGAAAAAGUUUCGCAAUAAACUUUGUUAGCGAUUUAUUUAAUAAGAUUGAUGUGAAGGAGAUUAGGUUUUAAUACGAGAAGUUUCCUUUUGAAAUUAAGGAGUUAAUAACAAGAUUUAAGGUAGAAGAAAUAGAUAAUGGUUCACUAUCUGGAUUUGAAAGUGAGGAACAUCACGGGGGUCGAAAGAGCUUACUAUCAAGUUAAGGAAUAGAUAUUCUGAGUUUAGAUGGACCUAGAUAAGUUAUACUUAGGAAAGACAAAAAUUUGACAAAGAAACAACUUAAAGAGAUGAUCAAAGAAAAAACAAGACUAGUAACUGAAGCUUAGACUGAACUUGAAUAGUAAAAAAAUGUAGUUAAUGAUCUAAGAAUAACAUGCUGGAAAGAUAUCAACCAUCUUAGAGAGCUACUAUAUAAAAAGGAGAAGCUUGGUGACUAGUUUAAAGAGAUCGAUGUUAGAUAUUUUGAUCUGACAGAAGGAUUACCUAAAUAAUACCAAGAAAUUAUGAAUUUAAAGAUCCAAGAGAUGAAGUAAGGUUACUAAAAAAUACUUAGUGAUCUUGCUAGUUCAAAUGAAGCUCUUUACAAAUAAGUUGCAAUUUUAGAUAUGAUCAAUAAACAUGGCAUAAAAUUUAAAGAUAUGAAUGCAGAGCAUCUUAUUUCCCGACUCUAUCGUAUUUAAAAAGAUCCUUAACUUAUUUGGAAUGUAUUACAUCAAUUUUAUGGUGAUGACUAUUUCAUAGAAUUAAUUGAGGAUGAAUACGGUAUCAGUCCUUAAUCAUAUGAGAAGCUAUAGGAAUAAAUGAUAGAAUCAAUAAAUGAGUUCUAAGAAUAAUCUAAGUUUAAGAUUAAAGAACUUAAAGAUCAUUAUGUAAUUCAAAUUUAGCACUUAAGAAAAGAACUGUAAACAAAAAAUGAAGAAAUUGGUAAGCUUAAUAGGGAGGUUACCUAAGUAAUUGCCAAAACAAAAAAAGAAACAGAGGAGGAACUUGAGGAGCUCUUUAAAUAAAAGGAGAUUAAUCUUUUUAAUAGAUAUGAUAAUGAAAAGCAAGAACUAUACGAUAGAUUGAGAGAGUUAGAGUAAACUUGCGAGGACUUUGAAUAAACUAAGGCUAAGAUAAAGUAAAAAGCUUUUUUCACAAAGUGGAUAUUCUUCUCUCAAUUACAUAGGAUAAAAGGAUCAAGGGAUGAAACAAGAUAACAACUGGCCGAGAGAACAGAAAAAAUGUUAAUUGAAAGAGAAAUGAAAAGCCAGAAGAUAAGGAAGUUAGCAGAAGAACAUUAUGGAUACAAAGAGGAGAUAUUUAGAGUUUAAAAUGAACUUGCCACUCUUAAAUAUGAAUUUGCUGUAAAAAAUAAAGAAUUAAUGCUUUUAGUUGAUGAAGAAUACUAAUGA